This is a messenger RNA of Nematocida homosporus, 2934 nucleotides long. Its product is annotated as inositol-hexakisphosphate/diphosphoinositol-pentakisphosphate 1-kinase. NCBI's taxonomy places the organism in Eukaryota, Fungi, Microsporidia. Gene Ontology annotation, molecular function: 5-diphosphoinositol pentakisphosphate 1-kinase activity; diphosphoinositol pentakisphosphate kinase activity; inositol hexakisphosphate kinase activity. The record is from RefSeq and is a predicted model, not a curated record. The coding region runs from base 1 to 2934 and encodes 977 amino acids. Gene Ontology annotation, cellular component: cytosol. Gene Ontology annotation, biological process: inositol metabolic process; inositol phosphate biosynthetic process. The transcript has a single exon.
AUGUACAUAUACAUUCAACAUAUUCAGAUUGGAGUUUGUAUAACAGAUAGUAAAUUGAAUACUCGGCCGAUGCAGGAAUUGAAGCGAUACUUGCAAAGAAAGGGGUAUGUCUUGUUUUGGCUAACAGAUUCUUAUCGGAAAACCCGAAAAGUAGAAGAUUGGCCUAUCUUUGAUGUUUUAUUGUCCUUCUUUUCCGUUGGGAUUGAUUUCUUUCAGAUUAAGGCUUAUGUUGAUUUAAGACGGCCGUUUGAAGUGAAUACAAUUGAUAAGCAGUUUUUACUUAUGGAUCGUCGGGUGGUACUAAGUGUACUGGAUAGGAUUGGAGUGCCCACUGCCGAGCGUUUACUAUUCAAUAAUAUAGGUAGUAGUGGUGAUAUGUAUGGUGGUAGUGGUAGUGUUAAGAUAGGUAGUAGUGGUGGUGGUGGCAAUAAGAUAGGUAGUAGUGGUAAUAUAGGUAGUAGUGAUAUUGGUAGUGGUAAUAUAAGUAGUAGUAAUAAGAUAAGUAGUAGUAGUGGUGAUAUAAGUAGUAGUGGUAAUGAUAAUAUAAGUAGUAGUAGUAAUAAGAUAAGUAGUAGUAGUGGUGAUAUAAGUAGUAGUGGUAAUGAUAAUAUAAGUAGUAGUGGUAAUAAGAUAAGUAGUGGUAGUAAUAUAAGUAGUACUAGUAAUAUAAGUACUGGUAAUAAGAUAUGUGAUAAUAAGGUAGUGGGUGCUAAGAGAGAGUCUGAAUAUGCAUUGCCGGGUGUGCCAAUGGUGGAUGAUCUUUUGUUCUCUUUGGUGGUGACGGAGAUGAAGAAACUGCGUGUGUCUUUGGAUAUAUUUAAAGCGAAUAGAGAUAGAAAGAUGGCUGGGGAUUGUUUAGUUAUUGAUGGAGUUAGUAUUGAGAAACCGUAUGUGGAGAAACCUAUUUAUAGUGAGAACCAUCGGAUUAGUAUCUAUUAUGGGAGUAAUGAUGGGGAGAGACGAAAUGGAGUUUGUCAGUUGUUCCGGAAGGUAGGUCUGCGUAGUAGUGAAUUUAUACCUCCACCGGCUAAUGGUGAAGUCUCUGGAUUUAGAAAUGAUGGUCAGUCUUACAUCUAUGAGAAGUACUUGCGUAUGCAAGACUUUCUGGAUAUUAAGGCUUAUACGGUUGGUAAACGAGUUUAUGCGGAGACAAGGAAGUCGCCGGUUAAAGAUGGAAUUGUAGUGCGUAACCGCUUGGGUAAAGAAGAGCGGACGUUUAUUAAGCUGACCCCGGAAGAGAUUAGAGCGGUUCAGCGGACUAGCCAGGCUUUUGGACAGUUUAUUUGUGGAAUGGACUUAUUGCGGACAGUAGAUGGCCAGUUCUUUGUAGUGGAUGUUAAUGGAUGGUCUUUUGUUAAGACUAACCCGCGCUACUAUAAACAAAGUACGCUUAAAGAGUUAGAUAAGCUUAUUAAGAAGAAAGUCUUGAAGCCCCGGGCUAAACAGGGAGAUAUUUCGCGCAAAUCGGAUCAAAAGAUCUUAUCUUCCUUUUUGUCCAAUUUCAAAUCGGAACAAAUCGAUAUACAAGGUGUUCAUACUAUCUAUCGGCAUGGGAGUCGGACCCCUAAAAUGAAGAAACGACUGCUCUUUGUCUCGGAGUCGCUUAGUCAGUACAUUCAGGGGACUUCCCAUCAGGCCGGUCGAGAUGUCACCCGUAUCCAGGAGGUAGAACGUAUUCUUUCCCAGCCAGACUCCCUGGAAGAGAACAUCGCGCCUUUACAAGCUCUGCGUGCUAUCACUCAAACAAAUAAUGAUGUGCGUGUUAAGUUCUACCCCCUACCCAACCACCACGUUAAGGUCAUUCUUAAAUGGGGCGGAUCACUAACUGCCCAGUCCCGAAAGGAAAUUGAGUACGAGGCCAUUGAGUUUGAUGCUUUCCUGACUGCCAUGCUAGGCGAUACGAAUGUUCUCACGUGCCCCCAAGCCUGUCCCCAAAAAGAACGCUCAACUACUCGAACCGCACGCCAAGUUAAAAUCUGGGCUAACACUGAAGCCCGUACACUUCAAACCGCCGAAGGUUUCCACACAGUUCUGCAAUGGACCGGUCGAACGGCGGCCACAACCAGCAUAGCUGAAAAGUGCUUCUCUAGUGCUAGUCUUGAUAAUGAAGAGGCCCCCGUCCCAGCUGCCAUUGCUUUGGCCUAUGAAGCCCUUAAAGAAGUCUUUGUGCACUGUGCCGACGGUUAUUUAGAUAUGCAAGCUAGUCCCGUACCUGAUGAUUCUACGGCUUACUACGAAAGACUUACAAUCCUGAAAUCAGUGCAUGAGAACUGCAUGUGUCCCGCCACCAGCAGUAAAGAGUGUAUGUGCAAGGAGUUCUGUUUUCUAAGCAGAUGGUGCUUUAUGUUCAAUGAGCACUGGACUUUGACCGAAAAGAACAUCAAACGAGUUACCUCUUUAGUCUCUGAUUUUGUUAGUUAUGAUAUUCUUCAGAAUGUUAAUUCAACUUUAAUCACUACUUUUCUUAACCAAAUCAAACCCCAUUAUACUAUUCUAGAUCGGUACACUAAAGACCUCUACCUCUCCAAACUCAAUAUUGCCCUCCAGGACCCGGCCUCUCUGGAAAUUGUCUCUUUCCUCUACGCCCAACUAAACGGCCCAACCGAUACUAUCUUUGUUAUCAAACGAUUUAGUAUUCUUCUCCUACUCAACCAUCUACUAGCCGUAAUCAAUACCCAUCCUGAACUUUGCCAAGUGAAUGACCAACUUAAAUCCGAUUUAGAAAACCAUAUUCAUGAUAUUGGCUUUCUCUUCUCCCUCUCUUUUGUACAUCUUUCCUACCAGCAAACAGACUAUCUUCUUGUCUGGUGCAGCCCAGGUAUUAGUCCGUCCUUUGACCCAAUUAUAACCCCAAAACCUAACCAACCACGCCGGGCCCAGCGCUGGCGCCCUCUAGCCCUCAUUCCAGCAGCAACUCUCUUUGCCCGACUAUAA